AUGCUUUCACUUUUUUACCUGCUGUCUAUGGCGAGUUGCAAUGCUUUGCUCCCCCGCGCCGCCUGCUCUGGGAACACGGCAACAACUCGGUCUCAGUGGUGCGAGUACAGCGUCGACACGAACUACUAUGACGAAGUUCCUGAUACUGGCGUCGUGAGAGAGUACACCUUCGAUUUGGUUGAACUUACUGCCUCACCAGAUGGCUUCCCGCGUACCGUGUACGCCUUUAACGGUAUUGUGCCUGGACCGACCAUUGAGGCUGACUGGGGCGACACUGUCGUCGUCCAUAUCAACAACAACCUCACUUUGGCUAAGAACGGAACGUCAGUUCACUUUCAUGGUAUUCGUCAAAACUAUAGCAACGGAAUGGACGGUGUGACGUCCAUUACACAAUGCCCACUCCCCCCAGGCGACUCAAUGACUUACACCUGGCGCGCCACACAGUACGGCACUUCGUGGUAUCAUUCCCACAUUGGCUUACAGGCUUUUGAUGGUGCCGCUGGUGCUAUCAAAAUCAAUGGUCCGGCAACUGCAAACUACGAUGUCGACGUUGGUACUAUUAUGCUCUCAGACUGGACGCAUAAGACCGUGGAUUCAUUGUACUCCGAGGAGUUAACAAGAGGCCCGUCGUUCUUAGACAAUGGCCUCAUCAACGGGACCAACACGUGGACGAAUGGUGGAAUGAUUGUCAUCGCCGCCGACUUUGUGCCGAUUGUGCCGUAUGAAACCACGGUCUUGGACAUUGGUAUGGGUCAAAGAUACGACGUUAUUGUUCGUGCAGACCAGCAAUCGGUCGCUCAGAAUUUCUGGAUGCGCGCUAUCCCACAGUUCUCUUGCUCCCUCAACAGCAACAAAGACAAUAUUCGUGGUAUUAUAUACUAUGGAAGCGAGGCAUCAACCCCAGCCACCUCAGCUUACCCAUAUAUUGAUAGCUGUGUUGAUGAGCCAGCGAACAACCUGGUCCCCCAUCUGGUGCUCAGCGCUGGCCAACAAGAACAAUCCGACCUCGAGCCAGUCGGUCUUUCGCCCACUGAUGAUGUCAUUCUAUGGGCUAUGGACAAGACAUCAUUCUACGCCAACUGGGAGAAUCCCACCCUACUUCAAAUAUACAACAACGACACCAGCUAUACUAGACGCAGCCACGUUAUUUCACUCGACAAAGCGAACAGCUGGGUCUACGUAAUCAUUGAGGCCACAAACGCCAUUCCACAUCCUAUCCACCUCCAUGGACACGACUUUUCUAUUGUGGGACAAGGACCUGGUCCUUUUGUCAGGUCGAAGAACCUCUUCAGCCUGACCAACCCCAUGCGCCGUGAUGUGGCCAUGCUUCCUGGCUCUGGGCAUCUUGUGCUGGCUUUCAAAACGGAUAACCCGGGUGCGUGGCUAAUGCACUGCCAUAUUGGGUGGCAUACCGACAUGGGUCUAGCUCUUCAGUUUGUGGAACGGGUUGAGGAAGCACGGGAGCUGAUUGAUUUCGACUACCUUGACAACAACUGUGCGAAGUGGCGCGAGUAUACGGAGCUGGCCAGUGUCGAGCAAGAGAAGUAUGACGACGGCAUCUAA
This is a messenger RNA of Cordyceps fumosorosea ARSEF 2679, 1563 nucleotides long. RefSeq names its product Multicopper oxidase, type 3. Gene Ontology annotation, molecular function: oxidoreductase activity; copper ion binding. The record is from RefSeq and is a predicted model, not a curated record. The coding region runs from base 1 to 1563 and encodes 520 amino acids. Lineage: Eukaryota; Fungi; Ascomycota; Sordariomycetes; Hypocreales; Cordycipitaceae. The transcript is spliced from 3 exons.